CAUGCGCGUGUGCAUGCGCCGGCCAGCGUCUGUUCUGCGCGCUGUUUUGGUUUUGUAGUCAGCCAUUAGCCAUAGGGCCGUAGUCAGCUGACGGCAAAUGACAGCAACUUGGUUGCAUGGUUUAGUCGCUCUACAAGCUCUAGAACUGGUUGGAAACAAUAUAGACUGUUCCUGCUACUUCUGAAGUGAACACAGAUAUUCGGCAAAUUGGAGGGCAACAAACUAAAAGCCAUGAGCUCUCUCCCUGUCUGGGAGAUCAGUUCAACUGCGGAUGUUGAGAAGUGGUUGAUCUUCAGCAGCCUCAGCAAAGAAUUUGUCUCGAGGUUACGCUUGGCCUGCGUAUUUGGUAGCGCGGGCAAUGAAGCAAUUGUUGUCACAAAAGAUGAUGAUGUGUAUGCCUUGGGGUCUAACAUGAGUGCCUGCCAUGGUCUUGGAGAUACCCACGGCUCCCUUGAGCCACGGAAAGUGGAUGCAAUGUGCAAGAAGGGAAUCCGCAGUUUGGCACAUGGAAGUGGACCCCAUGUGUUGGCUGUAACUGAGAGUGGUGAACUCCUGAGUUGGGGUCAUAAUGGCUAUUGUCAACUGGGCAAUGGCACCAACACUCAUGGGGUGGUUCCCUGUUCCCUCACUAACUCUUUCAUGCACCAGAUUAUGGAUGUUGCUUGUGGAUCGCACCACUCGCUGGCUCUAACAGUUUCCGGAGAGGUAUUUGCAUGGGGUCAGAACAACUGCGGCCAGGUCGGUCUGGGGUCGACCACAAACCAGCCUACUCCUCGUAAGGUGACCUCCGGGAUUGGAGGGAGACGUUGCAUAGCUAUUGCCUGUGGCCAGACUUCCUCCAUGGCUGUACUGGAAAAUGGAGAGGUGUACGGCUGGGGUUACAACGGAAACGGGCAACUCGGGCUUGGCAACAACGUUAACCAAACCACGCCUUGCAAGGUCACCAGCCUACAGGGAGUUGUCAUAGACAAGGUCGUUUGUGGUUACGCCCAUACCAUGGCGCUGUCGGACGAAGGUGCCUUGUACAGCUGGGGGGCCAACUCAUACGGGCAGCUAGGCACUGGAAAUAAGGCGAAUCAGGUGAACCCUGUGAGGAUCGCUUCAGACAUUGGGAGGAUCGUGGAGAUAGCUGCCUCUCAUUACGUCCACAUCUCCGCAGCUAUGACUCAGACAUUCAAGGUGUACAUGUGGGGCCAGUGCAGGGGCCAGUCGGUGACGACACUCACGGAAACCCCCUUUCAUUCUAUUCAUGACGUGUUCGCGUGUUUUGCGUCACCUACAGUCACCUGGAAGCCCAUGUCACUUGAUAUAUGUCAACCUAACAAGGUUUCUGACAGCAUAAAACUAGCUUUCAAUGACCCUGCAACAAGUGACGUGAAGUUUUGCAUUGAAGGGAAGACAAUCCAUGUGCACAAGGCUAUACUAAAAAUUAGGUGUGAACAUUUUCGGUUGAUGUUCCAAUCUCCUUGGGAUGAAGAUGAAAAGGACACUGUGGAUGUGGUCACCCAUUCAUACAACGUGUACAAGGCUUUUCUUGAGUACCUGUACACGGACAAGGCUGAUCUUUCGCCCGAGGACGCUGUUGGCCUGCUUGACUUGUCUAAUUAUUACUGCGAGACACAGCUAAAGCGUCAUUGUGAACGUAUCAUUCGGCACGGCAUCCUCGUGGAGAAUGUUGCCAUGCUGUAUGCAGCGGCAAUUAAAUACGAAGCUAAGGACCUUGAGGAAUACUGCUUUCGCUUUGCCAUGAAUCAUCUCACGGCUGUAGUGCAGACGGAAGCGUUCAACAAACUCGAUGAGGCCACCGUAAAGACAUUUAUUGCCAAGGCUGCGACCUACGGUGCAUUCAAGUACUGAUAUUUGGAGGCACGCGAUAAUUCAUUGUUUGCAGCAAUAGAAGCAGCGGGGCUCAGGGAAAACCAGAAGUGGUACUUCUGAACGGCAGCUGAGAAACCGGCACGCUGCUGUUACAGGGGCAUAAAAUUCUCAUUGAAGGAGGCAUGUGUGAUUUAGCGGUUCGGCACAGGCACACGGUAUCAUUUAGUAUUUAUUGAACAACUUCUGUAUUUUAAUGCUGAAUAUCAUUCCUCUGAGAGCAUAUUUUUAAUGUCUGUCGCAUGAUAUAGGAUCUUAUUUUAUUCCGGAGCCUCCGCGUUUUAGUGCUCAAUAUCAUUCCCGAAAAUGCAUACUUUUAAUUUUUGAAUAUAUACACGUUUCGUGCAUUGCAUUCCUGGUGUAAGAUGCACACAGCUGGAUGAUGAAAAGGAAAAUGCAAUUGUUCAGUAUUGUGUGAGCAACGAUGAAUUUUUGGCAGAGGCGACUUUUAUAUUUUUAUAUAAACUCCCUAAAGGAUGUGUACUAUAAAUAUUGCUGCAUAAACUUCUCGGAACACA
This is a messenger RNA of Ornithodoros turicata, 2393 nucleotides long. Its product is annotated as RCC1 and BTB domain-containing protein 1-like. The record is from RefSeq and is a predicted model, not a curated record. Gene Ontology annotation, molecular function: protein binding. The coding region runs from base 232 to 1857 and encodes 541 amino acids. NCBI's taxonomy places the organism in Eukaryota, Metazoa, Arthropoda, Arachnida, Ixodida, Argasidae. The transcript is spliced from 13 exons.